This is a messenger RNA of Hyaloscypha bicolor E, 732 nucleotides long. RefSeq names its product Pam17-domain-containing protein. The coding region runs from base 1 to 732 and encodes 243 amino acids. Lineage: Eukaryota; Fungi; Ascomycota; Leotiomycetes; Helotiales; Hyaloscyphaceae. Gene Ontology annotation, cellular component: PAM complex, Tim23 associated import motor. The record is from RefSeq and is a predicted model, not a curated record. The transcript has 2 exons. Gene Ontology annotation, biological process: protein import into mitochondrial matrix.
AUGCUGGGAGCAGCACCAACUCUGCGCACAGCAGCUAUAGGCUGCCGACUCCAACCCACUCUCCUUUCGCCCUGUGCAUACCACACAACAUCCCCGAGCUCUCUUCGAUCUACAGACUCCUCUUCCCACCCGAGACGACGAGUACCCCUCUCAAAGGCAAAGCGCAAUGUAGUAUUCAAGCCCUCAACAUCAGUGACCUCAAUUCGUCAUGCGUCCUCAAUCAGCACGCCUCCUCCCCACGAAACCUCCACCACAAGCACCCAAAACGUCGACCACUUGGACUGGAACACCUUCUUCAAACUCCGCAAGACACGCCGAUGGUACCAACUGGGCUCCUCAAUCGGAACUGGACUGGGCGGUUUUGUUCUCGGUGCUCAGGCGCUCACACGUUCCGACAUGGACGCUCUCGUCUCCCAAAUACCGCUCGAUCCCUUCAUCACACUCGGUCUCAUAACCUUCACUUGUGGCGGAAUUGGCUGGCUUACAGGCCCGAUUGUCGGUACCGGUGUCUUCAAUCUGAGGAAUCGGAAGUUUAAGGCGCAGAUGGAUGAGAAGGAGAAGGAAUUUUAUAAGAGGAUUAAGAGGUUUAGGGUUGAUCCGAGUGCGAGCAGUAUGGCGAAUCCGGUGCCUGAUUAUUACGGCGAGAAGAUCUCAAGUGUAGCCGGCUAUCGACGAUGGCUGAAGGACCAACGGGCAUUCAACAAGAAACGGACGACGUAUAUCAACUACUAG